Messenger RNA from Rhodofomes roseus, 2565 nucleotides. RefSeq lists its product as uncharacterized. The transcript is spliced from 3 exons. NCBI's taxonomy places the organism in Eukaryota, Fungi, Basidiomycota, Agaricomycetes, Polyporales, Fomitopsidaceae. The record is from RefSeq and is a predicted model, not a curated record. Bases 1 to 2565 code for a protein of 854 amino acids.
AUGUCCUGGGCAAAUCCUCAGCAGCAGCAGUUCCAGGUGUGGACCGCGCCCACAGGCUGGGUCGGCUCAUGGCCCCCCACCGCGCCCGCCGGGUAUUCUGGGCCCCCACCCAUCCCUGCCGGCGUGAACCCGCAGGCGUGGACCUCGGGGCGGUGGCAGUUCAACCCCAUGUUCCGCGGCCCCGUCCCCGGCGCGCAACCUGGCGUGCCCGCGUGGGCGCCGCAUCCUAGCUGGGGCUCGCAGGCGGCGAGCGCGUAUGUCGCGGCGAACAACUUCAACCCGUACAAGCGCCAGCCAAAUCCGGGCGAUCGCGACUACUGGAGCACGAAGCUGUUGGACAAUCCGCUGGGGCUCGAGAAUAUGGACAUUAGGGAUACGACGCCCAAGAAGAAGACGCGUGAGAAUGGGGUUGUGCACACGCCCUGGGUGUGGGUCCCGACGGAACUCUGUGAGUCUCCUGAGCACCAGGAUACGACUGACCUGCCCAAUGGGCGCGAUGGGAGGGAUGGGAGGGAAGGAAGGGAGGGAAGGGAGGGGGUGGAUGGACGACAGGGUCGGGAUACGUCGCGUAUGCAGGACGACCGCCCGCCCACUCGGGAGCCGUCGCGGUCGCGCCACGAACGAAGUACGUCUACAGCGGACGCACCAUCGCGGUAUCCUCAGGAUCGGUAUAGUGCCACGUACGGAAGCUCGACUUCAGCGCGCGAUACGAUCCCUGGACAGACUCGUGCGCAGGACAGGCCGGAGCCCCGACAGCGAUACGAUUCCACCACUGCACGCUCUCCGCGGGAUCCCAGUCGAAGUCGGACGGAGGGGCCAGCUGCAGAGCCCAAUGUUGUCCCUCCGCCGCCACCGAACAUGCCCAACGGAUACUCGUCAUACUCUUCCUAUUCCCAACAGCAUCAGCGUCAGCGGAGUCAUGAUGUCUCGCCACGCCCUCCAGAUACAAGGCCAGUGGAGCCACGGUCGUCCCCGAAGCCACCAACCUCAUCAGCAUCUGCGGCAGCGGCCGCUGCCACCGCCGCCAGUUCUGGUAGACCGGCCGGUGGACCAUCUGCCACAGAAGCCUUCAGCUCAAGGAGAGAACUGCAUCCGACGUUUAGUCCAAGCAUUGUCCGCACGCCGGGACAUUAUUCCGCGACCUCAACACCCGUCCCCACUCGUCGGUCGACCACGGACGAGUCGCAUACAACCUCGGCACAUACCCGUCGGUCAAGUGGUGAGCCAAGCGCACCGUCUGCAGCUAACACCCCUUCCCGCCGCCUCAGUGGUGACGACGCGCAUUACGCGUCCACCCCCACUUCUCGGCGCUCUACGCAGGAAGACCCCGCUCGUUUAUCUUCCCGUGCACCGGUAUCGCCGAACAAUCAGCAGCACGGCCCCAUCUACGCACCCGCCUCCGCGUCUACAACUACAUCUAACGCCCCCAGCCGUUCGAACAGCCUGUCUAAGCGCCGGUCCUCGGCACCCACGCCCUCAUCAGGCUCCCCACCUUCCGCGGCCGCACCGCUGCCAUACCUCGCCUCCUUCUCGGAGGAGCCGGAGGGUCUGCUGAGCCCGCUGGUUUCCGUGCCGCGCAACAUCGGCGGGGCGAGCCCCAGCGGCGGCCGCGAGCUCGGCCGGAGCUCGACGUACCCUUCGCUCUCUGCGUCGACCACGUUCGAGUCGAUCCCGGAGGAGCGCGCGCUAUCCCAGCCGCGCACGCCGAAACCAGUGGACAGGGCGCGGUAUAGCGACCCGGAGGCGACGCCGUAUGCGAAUGCGCGCUCGCCACCAAGGUCGUCCCAUGCAUCGCCGGAGAGUGGCCCCCAACGGAUAUCGAGGAGUGUGACGUACCCCGUUCUGGACGAACGUCAGUCCGCGCAUGCGCAUGCGCAGAUGUCGGCGUCGUAUACGUCGUCGCGCUCGCCGCCCAGUCAGCCGACGCGCUCGCCUAAUGCUGCGGCGACGACGACGAGAUCGCCGACGGCACGACCAAGGUCGCCCACUCAGCCAUCGCACUCGCACUCUCGUUCACAGUCCGUUUCGCGCGAACAUUCUCGCUCGCGCGGGCCGUCGCCCUCACGAAGUUCCCGCGCGACCCAGAAUCCGCUGCCCCGGCCUCCGAUGCCCUCGAAUUACCCAGCACUGUCCUCGGCCUCAGCGUACUCCUCUGCCUCUGCUACACAACCGGCAGCUACUACGUACCAGUCAAACUCUCAGCCGUCCUCGACCUCGACCUAUCCUUCCAGCGGGCGCACCACCCGCACGGUACGGAAGGGCUUCUGGAACAAACGCGGCGACCACCUUGUGUACGACCAGAACCGGUGGUGCAUGGUGUACGCACCGCGCAACUCGGCGAAUCCCCCAGAAUUGGCGAACUAUCCUUUGCCGGUGGACGGGUUCAUGGAUCACCAUGGUCAGAAGGUGAAGUACGAUCCGAACGUGCCAGAGCUACCCGAGUCCCUGCCGCUCCAUGGGGAGCCGCCGAAACGGCCGUAUAAAGAGGUGUGUGUCUCCCUUCGGCUCGCUCGGUGUACGUGGGCUCACGGGUUGCCGCAGUUCGUGCAAUAUGUCACCGUCUGA